UCAUCCUGGUGCGACAUUUAUUUGUCGAGUGCCUGCUGAUCGGAUCGCACGUUGUCUUGCAAUGGGAGUUUCAUAUCUGGAUUCGUUCAUUCGAAACAAUGUACCAGGCGGAUUCUUCCUAAUCGAAAUGGAAAGUGAAAUUCGGAAAUGCGCGGACCUGGCGGUUGCAUCAAGGCCUAUAAUCGUCAUUGAUCUGGUGUCACUGUAUGGAACUCUAAGUAAAUAUGAUGAAAAAGGGCUUCCAUUUGGUGGGAGAAUUAACUUGGCUUAUUCAGUGAUUGAUCAGUUCUUCAAAAAAUUUAAAUCGUUUGGUGUCGAAUUGGUUUUCUUCGAUAAAGGUGCGGUGCAGGAGCAGAAAGAUGAAGAUUGGUGCAAUCGUCAAGAUACUUGGUACAUGAAAAAUUUAAUGCUCUUCGACGCCGUUGAUGAGGAGAUAGGAGUUGACGAUUUCUUACGCCUUCAUUGGAAUAUCUUGAGCUUUCGAAUCCCACUAGCAAAAAUUGCUAGAAAGCACGGUCUAUACAAAAUGGCUCCGGCUCGAGACUGUCACCGGGAGAUAGCAACCUAUGCAAACAAAUACAAUGCGAUGGCUAUUAUUUCCAACAAUUCGGACUUCCUAAUUUACGAGGGUUCCUGGCGCUAUUGGUCGUCUCAAGUGUUGGAACUAUCGUCAAUGAAAACCAGGGAAUAUAAUCGCCCGGCACUGUUGAGCUAUUUGGGUCUAACAUUUCAACAGAUGCCACUGUUUGCCACUCUUUGUGGGGCCAAUCGAAUGCCUCGAGAAUUUUAUUUGCAAUUGCAUUCUGAACUUCGAAUUACUCAUCAUAAUAAAGUUCCCGACACAGCUCGAAUUGUACGAGAACUGCCACUUGCAUUUGUUCAAAAAACUGCUAACUUGAAUAAUUUGAGCCAAAUUUUGUACAACAAUCUGAUCGACAAAGACCUUAUGGAACAAUUUGAGAUGAGUUUGGAUUCAUACAGAACGACCAUCAGCAUUAAUACAAACAGUUCGCAGGACGAUCCUGUAUCGCAAGUACUUUCUACAUUGGACUCCCCAUUCCACUAUUUUAUCUGGAGGAGGAUUCCAUUAGAUAUAGCCGUCGGAGUAAUAGAUAUGCGUCAGCCGGGCUUUGAUAACGAGCAACUACUGACUUCACUUAUACUCCGAAUGGCCGGAAUCAUUCUGUUUCAUAAAAAACCUGCACGUCCAACUCAAUGCCCAAUCAUAAUAAAAUUAAGCCACACGAGCUCGCAUCAAAUACAUUGGCUAGACAUUCAGUAUCCGCCUGAUGUAGAACCACCCACUGUGCUUGAAUUGUUUUCCACCGAUUCUACCGUAAGCGAAAAUGUGCUGGAUAUCAAAUACCAAUUGCUGGCGUGGAUCGCCUCCGAUUCACUUCAUCCUGGCCGUCUACAGAGAAUCCCGAAAGAAUUGCGUCUAACCGUUUACACUUUGUACUAUCUGAUGGAGCAGAAAGUUCUCGAGUUAUUCGAAGCCGAUCUAUUCCUUCAGGUAGCCUACGAUGUGAUAUACAAAAGGUACGAUCCGAAUGCUGUUGAGUAUCCAACGACGAUCAAGGGUCGCCCUUAUCGGGUGGUUUUCCUUUUUCAAAAAGUGUAUGCUCAGACUUCGAAAGCAUUUCGCCUCCUGGGUGUACAUCACGGUGAAACCGUUCGGGAUGAUCUCCCGUUCGAUGGUGUAUUGUUCCACGACCUGUACGACGAAUGGAGCCGCGGAUUAUGUGACUUGGAUCGAAUUAGAGACUACAGAAUCUACGAAGCGAAUGGAAUUUUGGCUCCUGAUGAAAUUGAAGAGCCGGGUUGGAAAACCGUACAGAUGCGCAAGCGCAGGAAUAUUCAUAGGUUUAAUUAACCCGCAGGAUAAAAAUGUCCACUCUGAAUUUUGUUUGUAAA
This is a messenger RNA of Armigeres subalbatus, 1914 nucleotides long. RefSeq lists its product as uncharacterized. Gene Ontology annotation, cellular component: nucleus. NCBI's taxonomy places the organism in Eukaryota, Metazoa, Arthropoda, Insecta, Diptera, Culicidae. The record is from RefSeq and is a predicted model, not a curated record. The transcript has 3 exons. Bases 62 to 1873 code for a protein of 603 amino acids.